UGUGAUUGCAUGUUUGCACUAGCUGCUUUUUUAAAUUUUAUUUAUUACUAUUAAUUUAACUCUCAUGUUUCCUAUCAACAGGAUGGCUUUAGCGGGAACCGGCGGCAGCGGUCACGGGUGGGUAAUUUCUCUCUGAGUGUGCGUGAUUUUUCACGCGCGUCCCUCCCUCAUCCUCUUCCUCCUCCUCCUCCUCCUCCUCCUCCUGCUCCUCCCGCUGCUCCUGCUCCUCGGCGUGGAGGUGCGGGGCCACUACUGGCUGUGUUGUUGCGGCACUGGAUGGAUCUAACGAGCAUGUUCGCGGGUGAAGCCUCGGGCGGAGCACACGGAGGGAAAUAAAACAGGGUUUUUUUUUUGUUUUUUUUUUGCUGCUUAUUCUUCUUCUUUUUUUUUUUUUCUACCUACCUGCCGAUCAGUCACCUGCACUGUGGCGACAUGUCAAACUCAAACAAAAGCAAGAAGGACAAAGAAAUCCUCGCUGAAUACGAGAGCCAAGUCAAAGAUGUGCGGGCGCAGUUGGUGGAGCAGCAGCGCUGUCUGGAGCAGCAGACGGAGAUGCGGGUCCAGCUGCUUCAGGACCUGCAGGACUUCUUCAGGAAGAAGGCCGAGAUCGAGACCGAGUACUCCAGGAACCUGGAGAAGCUCGCCGAGAGGUUCAUGGCCAAGACGCGCAGCACGAAGGACCAUCAGCAAUACAAAAAGGAUCAGAACCUGCUUUCUCCGGUGAACUGCUGGUACCUGCUGCUAAACCAGGUGAGGCGGGAGAGUAAGGACCACGCCACCCUCAGUGACCUCUACCUGAACAACGUCAUCACCCGCCUCACACACAUCAGCGAGGACUCGGCCCGUCUGCUGAAGAGGAGUAAGGAGAUCAUCUUUCAGCUUCAGGAAGACCUCAUGAAGCUGCUGAACGAGCUUUACACCGUGAUGAAGACAUAUCACAUGUACCACGCGGAGACGAUCAACGCGGAAACCAAGCUGCGGGAGGCGGAGCGUCAGGAGGGCCGCGUGAAGGGUGUGUCGGGGACGGGCGGAGGGGUGGAGCCCGUGUUCGGCCUGCGGAUAGAGGAGCGUCACCAGAGACGCAACGCCGCCCGCAAGAUGGAGAAGAUGAGAGAGAAGAGGAAGGCAAAGUACUCAGAGAACAAACUGAAGGCUCUGAAAGCCAGGAACGAGUAUCUGCUGACUCUGGAGGCCACCAACGCUUCCUGCUUUAAAUACUACAUCCACGACCUGCCCGACAUCAUAGACUGCUGUGACCUAGGGUACCACUCCAGUCUGAGCCGGGCCCUGAGGACCUACCUAUCAGCCGAACUGAGCCUUGAAGCCUCCAGGAGGGCGGGUCUGGAGGUGCUGGAGGGGGCCGUGGAGGGCCUGGACCCCGCCCGCGACAGGCAGCGACUGCUGGGCCUCUACCCCACUGCCUUCUGCCCGCCGCAGCGCUUCAGCUUCCAGGCCCACAUGGGCGACGCAGUGACCCAGAUCGCCUCCCAGCCUCAGGUCCAGGCUGAGCUCAACCUCCGCCUCACACAGCUGCAGACCCGCCUGGCGUCGCUGAAGAUAGAGAACGAAGAGGUGAAGAAGACCUGGGGUGCAACUCUCACCACCCUGCAGGACAUGUCGGUGCUGGACGACUUCGACGUCUCCCAGAGCUUCACCCACAGCCCGUCGUCCGAGUCGGUCAAAUCCAGCGUGUCGGACGGCUACUUGAACAAACCGAGUCUGGCCAAGAGACGGGCCAACCAGCAGGAGACGGAGCUCUUCUACUUCAAUAAAUUCCGCGAGUAUCUGGAGGGGAGUAAUCUCAUUUCCAAGCUCCAGGCCAAACAUGACAUACUGAAGAAAGCCUUAGCAGAAGGUUAUAAAGCUGAACUGCUAACUACGAGUCGUGGGCGGAAGAACUCCCACAGCAAGCACCAGGAUUCAACCAAAGCCAUACCCUUGCUGGUGGAGAGCUGCAUCCGCUACAUCAACCUACACGGUCUUCAGCAUCAAGGCAUAUUCCGGGUGUCGGGAUCACAGGUGGAGGUCAAUGAUAUCAAGAACUCCUUUGAGAGAGGUAAUGACCCACUGAUUGACGAGGAGAGCAACCAUGACAUCAACUCUGUGGCCGGAGUGUUGAAACUCUACUUCAGGGGUUUGGAGAACCCGCUGUUUCCCAAGGAAAGGUUUAAUGACCUAAUCUCCUGCGUCCGAAUAGAAAACCUUUACGAGAGAGCACAGUGCGUCCGUAAGAUCCUGCUGGGCGUCCCGAGGGCGACGCUGGUGGUGAUGCGUUACCUGUUCGCCUUCCUCAACCACCUGUCCCAGUACAGCGACGAGAACAUGAUGGAUGCUGGGAACCUGGCUAUUGUGUUCGGCCCCACCCUCCUGCCCACGCCGGACACGCUGGACCAGGUGGCCUGUCAAGCGCACGUGAACGAGGUCAUCAAAACGGUCAUCCUGCACCACGACAACAUCUUCCCUGACACCAAGGACCUGCCCGGACCGGUUUACGAGAAGUGCAUGACUGGAGACCAGUACUGCGAGAGUCCGUUCAGCGAGCCGGGAGCGUUGGAGGAGGCCGAGCCCGACGCCGGCACCGAGACCCAGACCAGCGACGAGGAGGGUGAGGCUGUGGAGGCGGUGGCGAGGUUCGACUACGUGGGCCGGUCAGGCCGCGAGCUCUCCUUCAAGAAGGGAGCGUCCCUGCAGCUCUUCCAGCGAGCGUCACAUGACUGGUGGGAGGGGCGGCACAACGGCAACCACGGCCUGGUGCCUCAUCAGUACAUCGUGGUGAAGGACAGGGCCGACGCCAUGUCGGACACCCUCAGUCAGAAGGCGGACAGCGACGGAGGGAGCAGCAGCACCGACGACAAGAGGUCCAGGAGCGAGCUGAGCUCCCCCACCGACAUCAGACCGCCAGAGACCUAUAACAGGUCUGUCAUUCACAGGAGGAAGCGAACCGACGGUUUGUUCCGCCGCCCGCUCGGCCGCUCCAACGACAACCACGGGAACGGGGGUGUGAUGGAGCGAAGCUCUCCCCCGGUGACGGGUCACUUCAGUCCCAGGGAGCUGCUGCUGGGACGAGGUCAGGGCUUGACCCCGCCGCUUGACAGCCCAGAGCGCCGCCGCCGCUCUGCCGCCGCCGUGACCAUGACGGUGAGCCGACAUGAUUCGCUGCGACGACCUGAGGGCACGCCCAUCCGGCGCUCCAGCAGCGGGCAGCACGGUUUCAGUGACUCCCAUCGAUCCAGAGCGCUGGACCCCGACACACUGGCACAGGAUAUCGAGGAGACGGUGACGGUGGCUCUGGGGGAGCUGAGGCAGCUGGAGCGGCAGGGCUGCCGGCCGGCGCCCGACGUGGUGCUGGACACUCUGGAGCAGGUGAAAAACGGCCCUGUCACCACCUGCUCCUCCGAGUCUCCCAGCCCCCACAGCACCCCCAGCACCCCGGGUACACCGGGAACCCCAGGGACUCCCGGGACCCCUGGCACUCCCGGCACCCCGAGCCCCCUCAGCCCUCUGAGCCCCAUCAGCCCGCUCCCUGGACCUCCGCCGGGACCUCCAAGACCUUCCAACCCUUCCCCCGACACCCUGGGCUCCUUCAAGCCUGUGGCAGCUGCGCGCAUCGGGGCUCCACUGCGGCCCCCCGCCCUCAGGCCCAAGCCCAUGGUCCCACCUAAGAGCAGCACCCCACCUCUUCCCCCACCGCUGGACAAAUCCUGCACCAUGUGAGCCAAACCAGGCCGAUUAGAGGCCAAAUCAGGCCUACCCGGGCCAAAAAUGGGCCAGAAGAGGAGAUCAGGGUACUGCUUAAUGUUUAUAAUCAACAUGAGGGUAGAAACGGUAGGAAAGACAAAAAGGGUUUUAAUGUAGUAAUAAAAUAUAAUAUAUGACAUGACCUAUGAUAUGAUAUGCCAUGAUAUUUAUGUGUUGUCAGGUUGGUGUGUACUCUAGGUGUGUAGGAGUUUACUUUCUCCAUGUAUUGAAGCAUUUAUCAAAGGUUAGCUAAAAGAACUGCUGAUGAGGAGAUACAGGAAGCGAGCGUAGGCCGAGCAUCCUGUCCUGUGUACGAGAUCACAGGCAGAGAGAGAGAGAUGUGGGGAGUGUAGUUCGGCUCCGGUAAAAUGUAGUUUGAGUGACGUGAAUGUUGGCUGUACUGUGAUGAAGAUGGGCCCCGCGCUAGCUGAGGAGCCUGUCACCGAAAAAGGCUGCUGUUUUCUCACAAACUGUCACGAUCGGCUGCUGUAUCUGCAAAGAGCGACUCGAUGGGUUCAGACGAGGAGGACGAGGACACGGCAGAGUGAAGGCAACACUGGUUCAACAACGUCUGUGUGACUUAUAAUUUAUUUUUUCUAUUUUUUUCCACUGGGUUCAGCUGCUAAGCUCACCUACACCUCAAACCACGAAAAACGCCUCUUGAGGUCGUCGGUGACACCAAACUCAUGUUAUUUAACCAACGUCCAGCUAUUUAAUGAAUGUUUCCAGUAUUUAACGACUGUUCAGCCAUCUAUUGAAUGUUCAGUGAGCCGUCGCCAUGGCGACUCGCUAAACUUUUUAACAGCCUUCUUGUGUUUUUUCGAAGUGGGAAAAAACCCGCGCCCAGAACGGAGCUUCGAACAGGGUGUGAUGGUUGAGUGGUGGAGGGAGCUUGGACAGAGCUUUUUCUGGGAUGGAGGGUGGGUGUAUGAUUUUAUUCUUGUUUGUGUGUGUGUGUGUGUGUGUGUGUGUGUGUGUGUGUGUGUGUGUGUGUGUGUGUGUGUGUGUGUGUGUGUGUGUGUGUGUGUGUGUGAAAGCAGAGUUUGUGUGUGUGUGUGUGUGUGUGUGUGUGUGUGUGUGUGUCCUGCUUGCCUGCCCUUGUUCUGCUCCCAUGUAAGUGCAGAUGCACUAGAAUAGUGAUAGAUGAUAGAUAAUUCAUGCCUGCCUUGAGUGCCAGAACACGCAAGUGCAAGUUAGGAAAACGGUACGAUUGCAAAAAAGCAUGCCACUUUCUCUACAUGUGUGUGUGUCCGUGUGUGUGUGUGUGUGUGUGUGUGUGUGUGUGUGUGUGUGUGUGUAUGUGUCAAAAUAAUGGUUUACCUGCUUGUUACACUGAAGUCACUAGUUAACCUUAAAUUCACAAUAAGCUAACAGGGUGGGGCUCUGUGUGUAAACGCCCAAAAAACACUUGAACAGCACACUGAAUGUGGCCUCCAACCGGGCUGGUAACUGAUGUGAGUGUGGUGAUUAAAAUGAAACAUGACGUGCUGAGAUGGGCUAUGGAUGCACAUCUGUGUGUGUGUGUGUGUGUGUGUGUGUGUGUGUAUGUAUGUGUGUGUGUAUGUGAGUGAGUGUGUGUGUAUGUGAAAGUGCCUUUUUUUUAAUCCUUGUCUUUUUUGGGGAGUUGUGAAUCCACUCACGCAUGUCCUGAACGAAGAGCAGCAGCACUCCGAAUGAAAUAAUCAUAAAGUGUUUAGUAGAUUACUGAAAUAUGAAAUUCUAGCAUUAACCCAUUGUGACAUUGCACUUUGAUGUAUAGGAUUGUGUACUUGGCAUGUAGCAUCAUAACAUGUUGGUGCAUUUUAACUCAAAGGGAGGUUUCUUUGAAUGUGUUUGAUAAUAAAGGAAAUGGUUUUCGUCUGUAAGUGUUGCUGUAUUUGAAAACUGAGCUUCCUAGAGAUGAGCUCAUAUAGCCAAAUGGAUUGUAUCAACGUGUUGUAUUUAUAUUAUAAAUAAACAAUGAAUAAAUUAGCAUUCAAGUCAUUAACUGAUUGAACCUUUCUUUAAAUGAAAUGUCACUAAAUGUUUUGUUUGAACACUCAAUAAACCUCCAGUGUGUUCUAUA
Molecule: messenger RNA, 5803 nt
Organism: Seriola aureovittata
Lineage: Eukaryota; Metazoa; Chordata; Actinopteri; Carangiformes; Carangidae
Gene: srgap1b
Product: SLIT-ROBO Rho GTPase activating protein 1b
Exons: 23
Coding region: 433-3714 (1093 amino acids)
Biological process (GO): negative regulation of cell migration; signal transduction
Cellular component (GO): cytoplasm
Molecular function (GO): protein binding
Source: RefSeq, a predicted model, not a curated record